Haliotis rubra (blacklip abalone) is the source of this 1013-nucleotide messenger RNA. Its product is annotated as ervatamin-B-like. Gene Ontology annotation, cellular component: lysosome. The coding region runs from base 40 to 978 and encodes 312 amino acids. Gene Ontology annotation, molecular function: cysteine-type endopeptidase activity. NCBI's taxonomy places the organism in Eukaryota, Metazoa, Mollusca, Gastropoda, Lepetellida, Haliotidae. The transcript is spliced from 5 exons. The record is from RefSeq and is a predicted model, not a curated record.
UAUCGCUGAACGUAAAUCACAUUCCUUCAACCACCAGUAAUGGCAUGCCUAUCACAAACACUUAUAAUACUGGCCCUUACUUCCUCCUCCCUCGGAGCGCCUCGGGACAACUUGCAGCAGAGAUGGGAGGAGUGGAAAGUGAAGUACGGGAGGAGAUACAGCGAUCUGGGGGAGGAGGAAGAGAGGAGAGGGGCGUGGCAGGCCAACAUGGGUCUGGUGGAGGCUCACAACAAGAGACGGCAAGCUGGCUUUUCCCUUGAGAUGAACCAGUUCGCCGAUCAGAUUCUUCAACAACGGCAUCCAGUCUUUCCCGCGCUCCAACCUCGUACAGCUGCCAGGGCAGACGACACCGAGGCAUUUCAAGCCCCGCCCCCUUCAUUUGAUUGGCGGAGUAAAGGGGUCAUCUCCGCAGUCAAAAACCAAGGGACUAUCGGCAGCGCCGAUGCCGUUGCAGCAGCAGAAUGCAUGGAAAGUUGGAACGCGAUAAAAACCGGACAAAUGUUGAACACCAGCUACCAGGAGAUCGCCGAUUGUUGUCGAGCCCAUAACGACACCGUCUUCGACUGCGUACACAACAUCGGCGGGGUUUGUAGCGAGAAAGACUAUCCGGCUCUGACGGGGCAGUGUCGGAAUAAUACAUGUCACCCUGGACUACAGAUACAAGGCGGGAAACGACUUCCGCCAAGACGCCCGGAUCUAAUGAUCACAGCCCUCCUUCAGCGCCCCCUGAUGGUGUAUGUGGACGCGAGUCACGUGACCUUCCAGCUGUACGGAGGCGGUGUCUACAGCGACCCCAACUGCAGUACAGAGAGAGUGGACCACGCCUUGCAGCUCGUGGGGUACGGACAGAAGGAGGGACAGAAGUACUGGAUAUGUAAAAACAGCUGGAGUUCCAGAUGGGGGAUGGACGGCUACAUCUGGAUACGGAGAGGAUCUGAUGAAUGUGCCAUAGAGUCAUACGUUUCCUAUCCCUACUGACGUGUAACACAACCUGUCAAUAAACUUGAAACAGA